Messenger RNA from Petromyzon marinus (sea lamprey), 4779 nucleotides. RefSeq names its product receptor expression-enhancing protein 1-like. NCBI's taxonomy places the organism in Eukaryota, Metazoa, Chordata, Hyperoartia, Petromyzontiformes, Petromyzontidae. Gene Ontology annotation, biological process: endoplasmic reticulum tubular network organization. Gene Ontology annotation, molecular function: microtubule binding. Gene Ontology annotation, cellular component: endoplasmic reticulum tubular network; endoplasmic reticulum membrane; cytoplasmic microtubule. The record is from RefSeq and is a predicted model, not a curated record.
CUCCCCGGGUCGCGCAGUUCUGACGCAACCAUCACCACCACCACCACCGGAGUCCUCGGCGUCGGCGUCUCCGCUUCUUCUUCUACUACUACUGCUGCUGCUGCUUUCUCGACUACUCACAGAUUGUGUGGCGGGGUGUCUACGGUGAUCCGAGUUCUUCAUUACAAGCGCCGAGAGAUACAUCCCCGAAGAUGGUGUCGUGGCUCAUCUCGAGGCUGGUCGUGCUGAUGUUCGGCAUAUUGUACCCAGCGUAUUCAUCCUACAAAGCUGUGAGGACGAAAAAUGUCCGGGAAUACGUGAGGUGGAUGAUGUACUGGAUUGUAUUUGCACUCUUUACAACGUUCGAGACCUUCACGGAUCUGCUGUUGUCAUGGAUCCCUUUUUACUACGAACUGAAGAUAGCCCUUGUGGUGUGGCUCCUCUCUCCGUACACCAAAGGCUCCAGCGUUCUCUACAGGAAAUUUGUGCACCCUAUGCUUUCAUCUCGAGAACAGGAGAUUGACGAGUACAUCGUGCAGGCGAAGGAGAAGAGUUACGAGACCAUGGUGCGUUUUGGCAGACGUGGGCUCAACCUGGCGGCGAAUGCAGCCGUGACGGCAGCCGCCAAGGGCCAGGGAGCCUUAAGCCAGAGGCUGAGGAGCUUCAGUAUGCAGGACCUGUCCUCCAUUCCGGAUGAGGAGCCCAUGCACGGUGACAUGGGUGAACACUUGCGUUCAACGCGUGACACCAAGUUCCGCAACACUUCGCGCUCUUUUGACCUUUCGGACUCCCAUGAGCGAUUGCAGGAUGAUCCAACCAUGCGAGGUCAUGUGUCAGAUGGAGAGAGAUCUGAUGGAUUUGAUGAUGACGAUGAGGUCGAGGAAGGGUCACCAAAGCCAGCCGUGAGACGAGCUCAGAGCCUCCGUGCGCGUAAAGCUAUCAGGCCACAGCCACGUUCAGAUGCUGUCAGGAAAAGCCCCAAGCUAAGAAUAAAGAAGAGUCUUCCAAGUAAUUAUUACGGCACUAUGUAGGGGGGGGGGGCGUGUUUGUGUCUUACUUCGGAGCUUGAGAUGGUUCCACCAAGAAGAUUUAUAUUGAAAUAUUAAAACAUUUCUACAAUGGAGUCUUCAUGCACCAUGCACCAAUACCUGCUGCCCAAAACUCCAGUAUUUUCUUCUGUAAUAACAUGCUCAUCUGAAGAACUAUGCCAUUUUUACAUAUUUAGUUGGACAUGAACACAUUUUUUUCUGCAACAAAAAUAAAAAUCUGUCCAUAAAUAUAUUUAAAUGGUUACUUAAUUAUCAGUACAGUUGAUGUUUUAAAUAAGCAAUUAUCAACUGUAACCCAUUUCAAAAGCAAAUGUUGUUUCCAACGCAACCAAUGCAACAGCUUAGUCUACCUUUCACACACUAAUUAUUUUUUGUUUUCACCUCCUUAAGUGGCUUUAACAUACAUAGUUUUCUGAUGUACAUAUGCUCUCGUCAAAUUGCAUGUAUUCAUGAUAUUAAACUGCCUUAAAACAAUGCAGAUAAAUAACACUAUGUAACAUUUUUGUUCCUGGGUAGUAAGUGUUAUUUCGUAAUUGCUUAUAAUCCGAGUGCAUGACGACCUUCUAAUAGCUGCCGCCUUGGUGCUGAGUUGUGACUAGAAGCUUCUAGCUGCAUAGGCCUACCCCGCUCGCCAUGUGCCAAUCGUCCAAGGGCUUUGGGUGUGUAGUGUGGUGGUGCGAUAGCACUGUUUCUCUGGAGGGUGCCAGUGCGCGAAUUCAUUUGCGUGCAGUGUCUGUUGCACACCAGCUACCGCACGGGGCUUAACCAGGAACCAAGCCUGGGUCCAAUGGCAAGGCAGAAAACUAAGACGAUUGGAAGGCUUGUCCAGAAGCAUCAGACAUCCAGUGGCUCCUCCGCCAUAUGCCGUUGGCCAUCUGGACCGUAGCUCAACCGCCCACCGAGGUGGGCCGUUAGCCACUUGGUAUCCACCCGGAAUUUUAUCAGGGUUUACUCCCUUAGCCUGAAUGGCUAACCAGAGCCCCGUUAGCCAGACAGGCCUUCUUGGUUACCGAAGCGGCCCAGAUGGUCGAACCACCCACCAUAUUUUGCCCUGUCUGGCAAUCCUGUACUUUACCUGUUACCUCCUCCCAUGACUAGGACGAGGAGUUGGUUUUUGGGAGGUGCAUCGUGGCAGCUGUAGCUGUGACUGAGCAGCCCACGAGGAUCCACUCUGCUCGCCCCAAAUGGGGAGGGGGCUAGAAAAGGUGCCCUAAACAGAGCCUGCAACAGCCUGUCUGACUUACCGCGACCAGAGAGAGCUUCAAUAAUUGCGGUCGAAACAAAAAGAAAUAUAACCUAAACAUUGGAUCCUGGAAUGUCAGGACCCUCAGACAACCCAAACUCGCAACGUCCAGAGCGCCGAACAGCUCUUGUGGCACACGAGCUGAGACGAUUUAAUAUCCAUAUUGCCGCCCUCAGCGAAACCCGUCUGGCAGAUGAAGGCAAACAGACUGAGGCUAAGUGGAGGCUACACCUUUUGGAAGGGUAAACCAGCGCAUGAACGACGCCUGCAUGGUGUAGGGUUUGCAAUAGACAACAUCCUCAUCGAGAGCUUCAGUGAGCUCCCAAUUGGUAUCAAUGAGCGUUCUAUGACCCUACGCCUGAAACUCGCAAAAGACCAACAUGCAACCAUCAUCAGCACCUAUGCACCAACACUGGACUGAAGAAGACACCAAGGAGACCUAAUACAGCCAACUCAACCAAAUCCUUCAGAGUAUGCCAAAAACUGACGAGCUGAUUCUCCUCGGCGACUUCAAUGCUAGAGUUGGGAGAGACUAUCAAAUGUGUAACGGUGUCAUUGGUAAAGAGGGAGUUGGAAAGUCCAACUCCAAUGGUCACGUUCUUCUUAAAACCUGUUCUGAGCACGACCUGACAAUCACCAACACCCUAUUCGGGCAGAAGAAUAAGCCUUAAGACCUCCUGGUGCGACCCUCGAUCACACCAAUUGCAUUUACUGGACUACGUGAUUGUCAGGAAGCUUGACAGCACAGACGUCCGCAUCACUCAUGCCAUGAUCAAUGCAGACGAUUGCUGGACUGCCCACAGACUAAUUCGAUCAGUGUUGACUCAAACUAAACCACAAACACAUCAACCGACCAAAACUACAGAGGAAAAGACUCAAUGUAACCAGACUAAAAUACCCAGCAGUACAGGCCCGACUGAAAGAAUAACUAACUGAAAGACUCGGCAUCAACCAGGCUUCAGGAAAUGUUCAUGAGUACUGGACACAACUGAAGACGGCAGUUAUAACCAGCUGUGAAAACACAAUUGGCUACAUAAGAAGGAAAAACUGACUGGUUUGAUGACAACGACCAGGAAAUCACAGGCCUCAUUGACAAGGAGGCCAAAUUUGAAGUACAAACUAAAAAACGGGAACUGAAGAACAACUGGUUCAGAAACUAAGCAGAAGAAAUACAACAUCUUGCAGAUUCCAAUAUCCCACAUGAAUUUUUUAAAGCAACCAAAGACUUAUAUAGACCAUAAAAAACGGGCCUUGCACCACUUCAGUCUAAGGAUGGGACAGAAAUCUUCAAAGACAAAAAUGCAAUCAUCCUUCACUGGCAGGAACACUUCAGCACUCUUUUCAACUGCAACGCUGUUGUAGACGCUUCUAUAUUCAGUGAGACUCCGCAACACUCUACCACUGAGGAUUUAGCUGGAGAACCAACGAUGCUUGAAGUGGCUAAAGCUGUCAAGCAGAUGAAAGAGAACGAAGCUAGUGGGCUCGACCAGAUUCCUGCUGAGAUUUACAAACGUGGAGGACAACGCCUACUAGAACACCUGCACUCCAUCAUGGCCAGGAUCUGGAAUGAUGAAGACCUUCUCAACGAACUGAAAGAUGCUAUAAUUGUCACCGUCUUCAGAAAAAAGGUGACAAGUCAGACUGACAACUACAGAGGAAUCUCUCUUCUUGCCACCGCUGGAAAAAAUACUGGCAACAAUCCUACUAAACAGACUUCUACCACUUGCUGAAAAACUCUUUCCUGAAUCACAGAGUGGCUUUUGACCUGGCAGGAGAACCUCAGACAUGAUCUUCUCAGCCUGUCAACUCAAGAGAAGUGCCAGGAGCAGAGACUGCCAUUGUACAUGGCCUUCUUUGAUUUGACUAAAGCUUUCGAUUCUUUUAAUCGUGAAGCACUAUGGAGAAUCCUUCUGAGAUAUGGCUGCCCAACAAAAUUUGUUAACGUCCUCCGUCUGUUGCAUGACGGUAUGAAGGCUGUCAUCCUCUCUGAUGGUGAAACCUCAGAGCCAAUUGAAGUAAGGACAGGUGUGAAGCAAGGCUGCGUUAUUGCACCAACUCUUUUCUCCAUCUUCCUGGUGGGAAUGCUUCAUCUGACAGAGAACAGACUUCCCAGAGGCAUAAAAAUCACAUAGGACAGACGGGAACAUAUUCAACAUGAACCGUUUCAGAGCCAAGUUCGAAAACAUCAAUCACAUUCGUAAUUGAAUUCCAAUAUGCCGAUGAUGCCCAAGUCAGUGCCUGCUCAGAAGCUGACCGUCAGGUCAUCGUCAACAUAUUUACAGAUGCUUAUGGCAGGAUGGGUCUAACAUUGAAUACCAGCAAAACAAAGAUCCUUUUCAACAAGCUCUGGGAGGACACUUACCACCCCCUAAAAUCAUAUCCAACAAUUCAAUAGAAAACGUUCCCAGUUUCCCAUACUUAGGCAGCAAUCUCUCUAGCAAUGUUUUAAUUGAUUAUGAAAUCCAACAUCGGAUUGCCUGAGCUAGUGCUGCCUUUGGCAAACUUAAG